Messenger RNA from Schizosaccharomyces cryophilus OY26, 306 nucleotides. RefSeq lists its product as uncharacterized. The record is from RefSeq and is a predicted model, not a curated record. The transcript is spliced from 2 exons. Bases 1 to 306 code for a protein of 101 amino acids. NCBI's taxonomy places the organism in Eukaryota, Fungi, Ascomycota, Schizosaccharomycetes, Schizosaccharomycetales, Schizosaccharomycetaceae.
AUGUCUUGUCAUCUUCAACACCCUCUUCUUCUUCAUAUCCUUCUUAAUGGCAAUCCUCCUCCUCCUCAUCCUCCUAUCUCAGCUCCUUACAUGGUUCAUCCAAGCAAGUCUCGUUCCUCUCCCUACAUUUACAAUGGUCAAACACCUUAUCGAACAUUUGCUCAACAUUGCAAAUCAACCCCCUUUCUAGCUCUUUCUCGUGUUUCUUCAAGUCUGAUUCCUGCCAAUUUUGAUCCUUCCUUCAACUCCCACAAAAAUGAUGUUCCCUGCUCUGCUUCCCUCGUUCACAUAUCGCUACUCACUUAG